AUGGUUUAUAUGCAAAGCUAUAAUGUCUUAAGAAAUAUGCGAUCAAUUGGACAGCCCGUCGACAUCACUAGAGAGCAAAUGGCCAGGCUCACCCAUCGAAGUAAACGCAUUUCACGACCCCAAAUCCAAUUCAAUCACAAUGGCCCGGCUGCUGUGAACUACGGGGCCAUAGGAUCGACUAUCGGACACGAGUUGACGCAUGGGUUUGACGACUCGGGAAAUCUCAAGAAUUGGUUCACAGAAAAAGCGACGGAAAGGUUUGACGAAAAGGCAAAUUGUUUUAUCCAACAAUACUCGAGUGAAUACGUACCGGAAGUUGAUAUGAAUUUGAACGGAAGGAAUACUUUGGGAGAGAAUAUUGCGGACAACGGAGGCCUCAGAGAGUCGUUCCGCGCGUUUCAGACGUACGUCAAGACAUACGGAGAACCACAACGACUGCCAUAUGUCUCGCAAUACACACCACAACAGCUGUAUUUCCUUUCAUACGCAUCCACUAAAUGCAGUCUCAUCCGACAAUUAGCAUUAAAAGCAAAUAUAUAUAGUGGAUCUCACAGUCCCAACAAAUACCGGGUUAACGUUCCCUUAUCCAACUUUCAGCCAUUUUCCGAUGCCUUCAAUUGUAAAUCCAAUUCCCCGAUGAAUAGGAAAGACAAAUGCAUUUUGUGGUGA
Messenger RNA from Oppiella nova, 669 nucleotides. The record is from the annotation of a GenBank genome assembly. Lineage: Eukaryota; Metazoa; Arthropoda; Arachnida; Sarcoptiformes; Oppiidae.